Cynocephalus volans (Philippine flying lemur) is the source of this 326-nucleotide messenger RNA. RefSeq names its product secretoglobin family 3A member 2 (gene SCGB3A2). The record is from RefSeq and is a predicted model, not a curated record. NCBI's taxonomy places the organism in Eukaryota, Metazoa, Chordata, Mammalia, Dermoptera, Cynocephalidae. Bases 11 to 292 code for a protein of 93 amino acids. The transcript has 3 exons.
GAUACCUGUCAUGAAGCUGGCAACUGUCUUCCUGUUGGUGACCAUCAGCAUUUAUAGUUACUCUGCUACUGCCUUUCUCCUCAACAGUGUACCCCUUCCUGUCGACAAAGUGUUACCUUUGCCUCUGGACAAUGUUCUUCCCAUCAUAGACCCCUUGAAGCUUCUUCUGAAGACUCUGGGCAUUUCUGUUGAGCACCUCAUGGAAGGGCUCAGGAAGUGUGUGAAUGAGCUGGGACCAGAGGCUUCUGAAGCAGUAAAGAAGCUUCUGGAGGCCCUGUCACACCUGGUGUGACGCCAGGAGAAAGAGGGUGCGGAGACACAAGUGG